UCUAAUUAUAAUUCUUUCUUUGGUUCUUUGUUAAUGGCUUCUUCUUGUUUAAUGGCACUUCUUCUUCUUCUGGCUUCUUCUUCUUCAAUGGUUUCUGCUGCCAUUGUUGAACAUUCUUUCACUGUGCAAGACAUGACCGUUAGACGGCUCUGCCGUGAGCAAGAGAUAACGGCGGUCAACGGUGAAUAUCCAGGUCCAACCAUUCACGUUCAAGACGGCGACGUUCUCGUUGUCCAUGUCACCAACAACUCCCCCUACGAUUUAACCAUUCACUGGCAUGGAGUAUUUCAGUUGCUUAGCGCAUGGGCUGAUGGACCAGAAAACAUAACCCAAUGUCCGAUACGACCAGGCGGAAACUACACAUACAAAUUCCAAAUCAAAGAACAAGAAGGAACUUUGUGGUGGCAUGCCCACUCGUCCUGGCUACGCGCCACCGUCCACGGUGCCCUUCUCAUCCGCCCUAAGUCCAAUCGGCCAUUGCCAUACCCAAAGCCUUACAAGAAGAUUCCAAUCUUGUUGGGAGAGUGGUGGAAUGCCAACGUCGUCCACGUUGAAGAGGAAGGCCUCGCCACCGGCUCCGGUCCCAAUAUCUCCGACGCCUACACCAUUAAUGGACUCCCUGGAAACCUCUACCCUUGCUCCCAAAACCAAACUUAUCAAUUAAAAAUGGUGCGCGGGAAAACUUACUUGCUUCAAGUAAUCAACGCUGCACUCAAUAACCAAUUCUUCUUCAAGUUCGCCAAUCACAAUUUCACCGUCGUCGCCGUUGACGCCACCUACACCGACCCUUACGUUACCGAUGUCAUCGUCCUAGCUCCCGGCCAGACCACCGAUGUCCUUGUCAAAGCCGACCAGCCUCUCGGCUCUUACUACAUGGCAGCGCGUCCCUACGCCGAUGCACGACCACCUAUAGAUUUUUCAGACACCAUUACACGCGCCAUCGUUACUUACGAUGGCGCAUCAUCCUCGACUGCUCCAGUAAUGCCAGUCCUACCAGCAUUCAACGACACCCCAACUGCACAUAAAUUCUACAGCAACAUAACUGCUCUUGUUGGAGCCCGCCACUGGAUCCCAGUCCCUCGCCACGUGGAUAAUCACAUGUUUGUGACGUUUGGGUUGAACUUGGCCCCAUGCGGAACAGGUAACGAGAGCACGUGCGGCGGGCCGAACGGGCAGAGACUAUCGGCGAGCAUGAAUAAUGUGUCGUUUGUGAUACCAAACGACGCCGGAUUGUCGAUGUUGGAGGCGUAUUUUCAUAAGGUGGAGGGAGUUUAUAGUAGAGAUUUUCCGGAUGACCCGCCGGUGAAAUUUGAUUACACAAAUCCAAGUUUAGGAUUGGAUAAUUCGUUGAUUUUUGCGCCGAAGGCUACGAAGGUGAAGAAAUUGAAGUUUAAUUCGACGGUGGAGAUGAUUCUUCAGAACACUGCUUUUAUUUCCUUGGAAAAUCAUCCAAUGCAUCUCCAUGGAUUCAACUUCCAUGUACUAGCACAAGGCUUUGGAAAUUAUGAUCCGAUUCGUGACCCGAAGAAGUUCAAUUUCGUCAAUCCACAAAUCCGUAACACCAUUGCGGUCCCUGUCGGCGGCUGGGCUGUCAUUCGUUUCCAAGCUAAUAAUCCAGGUGUAUGGCUGAUGCACUGCCACCUGGACGUCCACGUACCAUGGGGAUUGGCUAUGGGGUUUGAAGUCGAGAAUGGUCCAACGCCGUCGACGAGGCUGCCUCCGCCGCCGCACGAUCUUCCCAAAUGCUAGAGAAACUGUCUGCAAAAGUUCCUCCAAAUUUCAACAAAAUUUAUUGUUGUUGUAUUUUUAUAUUUAAUUUUAAGUUUGAAAAUAAAAUAUGCUUAUUAAAAUAAAUCAAUUAUUUUAUAGUUAUUUUCAAGAUUUAUCAAAUUACGAAAUA
Messenger RNA from Benincasa hispida (wax gourd), 1900 nucleotides. Its product is annotated as laccase-7-like. NCBI's taxonomy places the organism in Eukaryota, Viridiplantae, Streptophyta, Magnoliopsida, Cucurbitales, Cucurbitaceae. Gene Ontology annotation, biological process: lignin catabolic process. Gene Ontology annotation, molecular function: copper ion binding; hydroquinone:oxygen oxidoreductase activity. The record is from RefSeq and is a predicted model, not a curated record. Gene Ontology annotation, cellular component: apoplast.